Corvus hawaiiensis (hawaiian crow) is the source of this 3006-nucleotide messenger RNA. RefSeq names its product SPARC like 1 (gene SPARCL1). The record is from RefSeq and is a predicted model, not a curated record. The transcript has 11 exons. NCBI's taxonomy places the organism in Eukaryota, Metazoa, Chordata, Aves, Passeriformes, Corvidae. Gene Ontology annotation, molecular function: collagen binding; extracellular matrix binding; calcium ion binding. The coding region runs from base 538 to 2598 and encodes 686 amino acids. Gene Ontology annotation, biological process: anatomical structure development.
CAGGGACUGGCAUGCCCUGUGCUCCACUUUCCCCGGGCCCACAGUGUGGCUGCCCCAGCAGAUCCCUUAGUUCAGCUCUUCUGGGAGCAGCUGAUGCAGCAGGAACUCUUGCACCCGCUCCCUUUGGCUCCCCUCCCUGCACAAAACUAAAUAUGUCCUUCCCACACAGCCGCUGAGCUCCACUGGCCCACAGCCCAUGAGCACUAAAUUGUCUUUCUGAUUCAAUUAAUCCAGCAGAAUUCCACUAGCCCAUUGCCCCCACCUCAUCCCAUGGAAGCCUAGGAUUCCUUGUUCCACCAAGACCCAAAGAGUACCAUCUUCCUUCACUGAAGCUUGCAGCAGAAGGCAUCUGCUGAGAGGGUCUGUUUCAGACACCAAGUACAUCUCAGGAAAAGCAGCAACAUUUUGCAAGGCUCAAGGAUUUCCAGUACAUCAGUGGCAGGCCAAGAAGGAGCACCUCUUCUACUGAUAUGAAAGGAAACUUCUAAGCCUUACCCCUGUACCAUUAACUGUUGUCCUCUACGAGAUCUGGAAAGCAUGAAGGCUGUAGCUCUCUUCAUUUGUCUUGUAGGACCAAUUUUUGCUAUUUCAACCCAUCCUGUAAACCACAAGCUCAGAACUCACAGACAGAAGACUCCAGAAAAGAGUGAAUAUAUUCACCCUGAAGCCUCAAAGGAAGAGAACACAGGGUAUUUAAACAAAGGUGAUUUUCUGCCCAGUCACAGAAGCUUAAAACCAGCGGUAUCAGUACCAGGCUCUGAAUACAGGGAUGAGCCCCAGACCAUUAGGAAACAAGGAAGAACUGGAAGCGAGCAUCAAGUGAAAAACAGCCUGAAAAGCAUUGAUUUCCUUGCACUGCACAAUAAACCAGGUUUGGCUUCUGAUAACCAGGACAGUGACUCUGGGAGCAGCGGCAGAGAGCAGUCCAGCUCUGAGCAUGACCAGCUCAGGAAGCAUGAGAAACAUGGGAACACGGCAAACCGACACCUUCCAGGCCAUGCAGAACACCUAGUGGGUGAUUUCAGCCUUCAUCAUGAGCAUAACAUGUGGAAAUAUAACAAAAAUGCUGUUGGCCUGCCUGAAAGAAACAGUGAAAGCGAUGAAGAGGCAAGUAUGGAAGAAGAGGACGAGGAAUGGGGUGAAGACACUGAUUACAGAGACAAAAAGCACAAAGGCCACCAGACACAUCAAGGUGACCAAUACAAAAGACAGCAACAUGAGAACAGCAUGCAAUCAGAUGAACUCCUGAGAGAUUCCAGCCAAGCAACCCGGAAAACCAAGAGACAUAGAGAGAAAUUUGACCUAGAGGAAGAAGAGAGGGAGAACAGCCAGAAGAAGUCCUAUAAAGAAGAAAUCCCCCUCUCUCAAAAAAACCAUAAUGAUGAUCAGGAUGGCAAACAGCAAAGUCAAGAGAGAAAAGACAAUAUUCAAGUGAACUAUCCGAGUGACCAUGACACAGUGGUGAAAAUACGAGAUAAGGAAGACCGUAAUGAUGAUGAUGGUCAUGACAGUGGUGACAUUGAUGGUGAGGAGUAUCUCAGCAACACCUGGAAAGAAGCAGCCUAUGAGGAAGAGGAGAGAAUCCAGAGUAAUGACCAGGAGAGCGUCAGUACCGAGCCUGAAGGGGAUGGAACCACUGAAGAUAACACUGCAGUUCAUAGAGAGACUGAGGAUUACCAAAUUGCCAAGAUUAAAGACCUUGCUCACUCUGAACAAGAUGAUUAUGAUCAUGAGCCACCUAAUUCUGACAACAAGCAACAACUGAAAAUGAGUAGCUCUGUUCAGAGCAUAAAUUCAAUGGACAGUGAAGAUAAGGUUAAGACUACAGGCAGUUCCCAUGGCAAGAUGGAAAGUGUCAGCAACAGGAAUGAGGAGGCUCCCCUUGGAUUGCUAGACCCAUGUCAUAACUUCCACUGCAAAAGAGGCAAAGUCUGCCAUGCAGACAAACAAGGGAAACCCCACUGCAUUUGCCAAGAUCCUGCUGCUUGUCCUCCCACCAAAGACUAUGAGCAUGUUUGUGGUACGGAUAACAAGACUUACAAUGGCAUAUGUCAACUCUUUGGCACCAAAUGUCAACUGGAAGGGACAAAAAUGGGCCGCCAGCUGCACCUAGACUAUAUGGGCUCCUGCAAAUACAUCCCGCCCUGUACUGAUUAUGAAGUGGAUCAGUUUCCCCUCCGGAUGCGAGACUGGCUUAAGAACAUCCUUGUCCAAUAUUAUGAACGUGACCUGAACACUUCUGGGAUUCUAACUGAAAAGCAAAGGAAUAAGGUCAAAAAGAUCUACCAGAAUGACAAGCGCCUUGUGGCUGGUGACCACCCAGUUGAGCUGCUCCUGCACGACUUUGAGAAAAAUUACCACAUGUAUGUGUAUCCUGUGCACUGGCAGUUUCACCAGCUUGAUCAGCACCCUGUUGACAGAUUAUUAACACACUCAGAGCUUGCACCUUUGAGAGCCUCCCUUGUUCCCAUGGAACACUGCAUAACCCGUUUCUUCCAAGAGUGUGAUGGAGACCAGGACAAACUCAUCGCUUUGAAGGAAUGGUGCCACUGCUUUGGGAUUAAGGAAGAGGACAUAAAUGAAAAUCUCCUAUUCUGAACCUGGCUGAACAGACUCCCAGUUCUGUACUAAAAUCAGUGAAUCCUGCUUACUUUUGUAAUUAACAGCUUCACAGCUUUCAAGAAAAAGAUGGAAUAAGGUUCACUGAGUUCUUAUCAAAUAACAAAAGUGCAGAAAAUUUCUACAUUCAUUAGCAGCAGCAAAGUUUAACUACUUCAAUUGGUUCAUAGCUAAACAACCAGUGUUUUCCCCCACAUGUACCCAUGAUCUCUCUGAACCAAUGAAUACUACUAACCCAAUGACUAAGCCGUUCACAAAACUCCUCAGUAGAAUUAUAGAAUGUAGAUUUUACUGCACACUGAAAUGGGACUUGUUUCCUUUAUUUACUGUAUUGUCAGCUUAACACUCUGCAGAGAAGUCUCAAAUAAAAUAGAAGUCUACUUGGAA